This is a messenger RNA of Carassius auratus (goldfish), 1400 nucleotides long. RefSeq lists its product as uncharacterized. The record is from RefSeq and is a predicted model, not a curated record. Bases 59 to 817 code for a protein of 252 amino acids. The transcript has 6 exons. NCBI's taxonomy places the organism in Eukaryota, Metazoa, Chordata, Actinopteri, Cypriniformes, Cyprinidae.
AUGGUUAAAGGCACCGCGAAGGUCACCCAAAGCUACAGUGCUGUCCUUACAGCUGAGCAUGUCAGAUUCAGAAGAAGAAAUGACAGGUGAAGAUGCUUGCCUGGUGCCCAGUGAGGAAGACUCAUCUGAUGAAGAACUGAGGCGAAUCACAGAUGCAGAAAAGCAAAAGAAUGGCUUUCCCUCUCCGUGUCCGACCACAACGCCUCUGGCAGACCCUCAUUUCACUUGCACACACCUCACAAAGUCAGAACAUGACAACACAGAACCGGACCUGUUUACAGGAUCUUCCCAGGCUGUUCAUUCUGUAGCCCAGCGACAGGACAUCCAGUCGGGGCAGUACCAAGACCUAGAGGGGAUCCUGACUUUGGGAGUGGACCCUGGAGUCCUGCAGCCUAGCCCAGCUCCAGCUCAAACCUUUAGAGAAGAGCAGAGCCACACAGGAAGUUUGCUAGUUGUAGGGCAGGAGUCCUGGAGCUCCAGCAGCAGUCUUCAGCAUCACGCAGAGGAAGAGCUGGUCGCUGCGCUGAUGAACGUUCGGCCCGUCAGUAGCACUCCUCGUACGUUCACACCAUGCCGUGGAAGAACAUCAUCACAGAGGCUGUGUUUCAAAGGCACCAUAAGCAGAUGUUCUCCCCUCUCUACUUAUCGUCCAGACCCAUCAAACCGGCCGCUGUCUCGUGCCGCUCAGGAGAUCAUGGAGGUCCAGUCGGUGGAGCAGCUCGACCUCCAGGACUCUGAUGAGGAUGAGGAGGAUGUCCUGGCUCUGGCCUGCCUUGAGGAAGAAUUCAGAAAUAUGAGCACUACACAGUUACAGUAGAUGAGGGAUGAAGAGGAGGAGAUCUUCAUCAAGAAUGAUAUGAGGCGUCUGAUGACCUGAGACUGAUUUCCAGGCCCUGAUUACAGCACUCUCACCAUGCUCCUGAAAUCCAGCCAAUCAAAGUCCAAACCUUGCAGUCCCCCAAUGCUUUCCUAUGUUGUUAUAGUUUUGGUUGUAAAUUGCAACAAUAUUCAGUUUGUUUUCAUGGAAACUGUUUUGAAAGAUUUGCUUUUGUUACUGGUAAAGUAUCCGCUAAAUGACAAGAAUGCAAUUGCCUUUUUAGCUUUUCUAAUUAGCUGCUUAUAGCUUGACAGGGUUCAUGAGGGUUCUGGAGGAAGGGAAGAUGAAAGCACUGAAGACUGCAUGAAGCGGCAGCAUGCAAAUGAAGGCAUGGGAAGCAGAGGGAUUUCCCCUACAGAGAGAAAGAGAAUCCACACGUGGUCACUGAGCGCAGACAGGAAACCUCCCACAGGACAUCCUCAUUUUAAGGGACAUCAGGCGAGCAGAACAGAGUCAGUACUGUGCAGAUAGGUCUUGAAUUCAGUAGGGCGUUAUUUUCAAUGGCUAUAUUCAAUAUAAAAUG